AUGAAGUUCAACGCAAUUUUAAUAUUGGGUGCUCUUAUUGGGUUUUUUAUCAUGAUUCAAGCAAUUCCAAUUGAAGAUGUUAAUGUUAAAGGCAUUGAAAAUUCAAACGGUCUUAAAGCACGUGACACGGCCGAACAUGAAACCGAAUUAGAAAAACGACAAAGAACUUCUAAUAGUGGUUACAGUUGGUAUCGUGACGGAAACUCAACUGGCAAUCUUCGGACCGGUUUAGGAGCAGUAAAGUUAAGUCCCGAAGUUAAAAAAGUUUCGUUAACGUUUACGAGAAAACAAGAUAAUGCAGGUGCAAGAUAUUUUUUACGAGAAAAUUUACCUCGAAUAGCUUAUCAUAAUCCUAAUGUUCCCAUUGAAGUUAAUAUUUCAAAAGAGUACGGAGUAAAACCUAUUUUGAAAAUUGAAUUUGAUCCAAUUCCUUAUUAUUCACCUUAUUAUUCACCUCCUUUAUCACCUUAUUCACAAUCAUCAUCAUAUAGAAAUAGAUUAAUACCAUCUGAACCAGAAUCAAUUCGUUAUAAUGAAAGAAGAAUGAAUUCUCGAUAUGAGAAAUAUGAAAUUAAAUAA
Diversispora eburnea is the source of this 579-nucleotide messenger RNA. The record is from the annotation of a GenBank genome assembly. Lineage: Eukaryota; Fungi; Glomeromycota; Glomeromycetes; Diversisporales; Diversisporaceae.